This is a messenger RNA of Cherax quadricarinatus, 1945 nucleotides long. Its product is annotated as cuticle protein 7-like. Gene Ontology annotation, cellular component: extracellular matrix. The record is from RefSeq and is a predicted model, not a curated record. NCBI's taxonomy places the organism in Eukaryota, Metazoa, Arthropoda, Malacostraca, Decapoda, Parastacidae.
UUGUGUGUAUAAAUGAGGGAGACGAGGAGCUCUGACCAUCCACUGCUGGAGAUCGUCUUCUUCAGGCUACUACAGCCCUCAUUCCUCCUCGACACACAUAAGAGAUGGCUGCUACCAAGCAGGUGGUUGUGGUUGUGGUAAUGAUAGGCGUGUUGGCGUUGUGCAUGGGCGUGCCACAGUACCCUCCACCACCACCACCACCGCGCUACGGACACUCACCCUCCUACAAGGAGCCCGCACAUCCUUACAACUACGCCUACGAGGUCAAAGAUGGUUAUAAGGGAGUGCAGUUCAGUGCUGGAGAGUCGUCUGAUGGCAACAACGUAAAGGGGUCGUACCAGGUGGCUCUACCAGACGGUCGCCUGCAAAACGUCGAUUACAACGCUGACCACUACACCGGCUACAAGGCCCAGGUCACAUAUCAAGGUGAAGCUCAACAUCCACCUCAGCCCCACUACCCUGCCCCAGCAUCCUACCACCCACAACCACCAUCCUACCAUCCACAACCAUACAGUGGCUAGAUUACCCUCUUGAACCACUUAGUUAUCUUGCCAUAGCAGCUUCAUCCCCUUCACUCUGCAGGAAUCUCUGAUAUACUUAUUAGUUUUGGCCUUAUAUACCGUCCUGCUGCCUUGUUCUAACAGCUCUUUGCGGCUCACUGAAUUUCAGCCAGAACUUAAUGAAGCUUAUAUAAUAAACUGAUAGUAAAUCAAAGAAUACAGUAUAUUUCCAUUAUCUAAGUUUUAAAUAUUUUAUAUUAAAUUGUCCUUUUUAUAUUCUUAGCUUAUAAAAGUAUUCGUGAUUUAACCCGCUCAAAAAUAAGACCCCACAAAUUAAGAGCAGCACUUCGUUUAUCAUUUACUUGCAAUAAGCAGCUCUUAUGUUUACAAAUGUGCAGGAAUGAUUUCUACAAGAGUUGAGGUCAGCUCAUCUGGGCUUCAUUAAGCCAGCUGGGGGUAUUCGGUGUCCUUCCAGUAACGUUGUGAGCUAGUCAGUUUACUGCAGAGCGUGUGGCACACCCGACAUUAAAGACAUUUUCAAACCCCAACACCUGUCACGCCAGUUCCAAAGCCUCCCCCACACCCAACCUUCAAUACCUGCCACAGCAGUUCCAAACAUCGUCCACGCCCAUGCUUUAACACCUUCCAAACCAGAGUUCCAAACUUAACCAAGCCCAAGCUCCCAACAUUUGUCCGUUCUGAAACCAAGCAUUUUUAUUCCUACAGUAACUCUCAUGCACACACACCAGACUUAAUUUUACUUCCCUAUACAAGGAAGAUCACCGUAGCAGGAUGCUACAGAGUAGAGCCUGUCACCCACUGGUUCUCUCGGUUCAAUCCUCCCCCCCCCCCACUCACCUGUAUUAAAAUGUGACACACUGAAUCCAUGUAGAUUACCCAGCUCUAAGAGGGGUGAAGGCUCGGUCCUCCGUUUCCUAAACCACCAUCACUUAAUUGACAUAACAUACUCAAUGCCAUCUACGACCUUGAACUACCCGCCACUACCACCAACAUACAACAUAUAUCACUGCUUAUUACCAAACAACAUAUACCAAUCACUGCCAUUACUACUACUACUACUAGUUCACUACCCUGACCACCAUCCACAUGCACUCAACAUAUAAACAUUAAUACCAAUCUCCAAUGUUACUCAACACAUUAUCAUGCCCACACUGUCACAUGCCGCUGCAAACAUUUUUCUAACUUAGCUUUAUGUUCACUAUGUUUGUUAAGAAUUGUUGCAAGUUUUCAAUAAUCUUCAAUAAAAGUUAAAAAAGUUAAGAUGAUUGUAUGACAUUUUCCCCAAGUGUUAACUAUGUCAGGUCAAGAGAUGACGUGCAAUCCUUCUUCACUGUUCUUUGAGAAAGUGAUUGACACGCAACAAAAGCGGAACAAAAGAGCGUUUAGAAUUUGUUUCGAUUUCAUUGUGGUCAAGUUGCAUAAUC